Messenger RNA from Hydra vulgaris (swiftwater hydra), 1744 nucleotides. RefSeq names its product F-box only protein 8. Gene Ontology annotation, molecular function: guanyl-nucleotide exchange factor activity; protein binding. NCBI's taxonomy places the organism in Eukaryota, Metazoa, Cnidaria, Hydrozoa, Anthoathecata, Hydridae. The record is from RefSeq and is a predicted model, not a curated record. Gene Ontology annotation, biological process: regulation of ARF protein signal transduction.
GUGUGCUGAAAACCAAGGUGCGCGAAUUAAGAGUUUGUUUGUGUCAGCUAUUACGUGUAAAAGAAACUAUUAUGUGUAAAAAAAACUUUGAUUGAGUUAAAUAUGAACCAGUGAAAAUUCCUUAAGAUAAAGCGAGAUGUUAUUUAAUAAAGUUAGUAAUCUGGACUAAUAAUUCUUAGUGACAUGUUUAAUAUAUAUUCCACAGUAGCCGAAAAACAUGGGACAAGUAAAUAGCUUUUCGUCUUCUAAGAGAAAUCUGAACUGCAAUGUUCAACAACAAUUUCAAGAUUUAAAAGAAAUGCCUCCUGAAAUUGCUAUUUCUAUCUUAUCAAAUCUUAAUGCCACUGAUCUUUGCUUGGCUUCUUGUGUUUGGAAAGAUUUAGGCGACGAUGAUAUGUUGUGGAAAGGGUUAUGUUAUUCAAAAUGGAGUUAUACUUCAAUUUAUGAUAAACUUAAGGAACCCAGCUUUUGCAGACAAAUAUUCAAAGAGAAACCAAUUUAUAAGAGCUUAUAUCUGCUUCUUGAUGAAACAACAUUGCUUUUUGCUUUCAAACCGCAUGAGGGUAUAAGACUUCUGCUUAUGAAUAAUGUCCUGGAAGAUACAUCUGAAGAUAUUGCAAAGUUUAUAAAUGGUACAUCUCUCAAUAGCAGGAGUGUUCAGCUUUUAUUAGUAGAAAGAGAAGACAUUUUGGAGAAACUAAUUGAAAUGCAAAAUUUCUUUUCUUUGACGAUUUGUGACAGUAUGAGGGUUAUUUUCAAAAAAGUGAAACCACCAGAACAGAGAGGAUACUUUCUUCAACUUUUAAUUGAUCUGAUAGCAAAGAAAUAUUUAGAAUGUAAUCCUCAGUAUGGAUUUAACAAAGAGCAACUUAGCGUUAUAUGUUAUUCAAUAUUGUUACUCAGCGUGGACUUAUACAGUCCUCACGUAAAAACGAAAAUGUCGAAACGAGAAUUUAUUCGAAAUAACCGGCAAGUAUUACAGAACAUAAAUGUAGAAUUAAUGAGCGAUAUAUAUGACGAUGUUUAUUUAAAUGGACAUAUUGUCGACGAUUGUCAUUCUCUGCAGAAUGCAAAACAUCGUCAAUUUCCAUUUUAUAGACCGUAUGGUGCUAUAUUUGAAUUGAAACCUUUGCCAAUGAAGCUUACUUGUUCGUGUUGAUAUAAAAUCUUGUAUCUCUGGAAAUGUAAAUGUAAUGUUUGUAUUUAUAAUUGUAAUUUGUAACUUCUUUUUUUUAUGUAUAGUUUUUUUUUUUCUUUUUGUCGAAUGAAAUUUUCUUUUGAGCUUAUUUUUGCAGAAUUUUCGAUAAGUUGCAUUAAAUUAUUUGAAGUUUUUAAACGCAGAAUAAAUAUUUUGAAAUUGUCAAAAAAAUAUUUUUUUUUUUUUUUUUUUUUUUUUUUUUUGUAAAAUAAAUUCUGCCAUGAGGUUUUGAAAUUUUUUAUAAAUAUUUUAGAGGAUUUUUUGUUCUAAAAACAUGUUUUAAGUUUUUAUAUAAAAUAGCACUUAUUAUUUUGUAGUAAUUUUAGUUUUAAAAAAGUUUUUUAAAUAUUUAAACUUUUUUCCCUGUUAUAAUGGGAAAUCAGGUUCUGAAAUAAAUAAAUAUGUACGUUUUUGUUUUAAAAACUUAUACAUAAAUAUAAAUAACGCCAACGAUAUCUUUAACAGUAUACCUAUAUCGAUACAUGUGAACGCUGAUGUAGCUAUGAAUAAAUGCAAAAUAAAUAUUUUUUAAACAAUUUGUGUUCA